This is a messenger RNA of Arabidopsis thaliana (thale cress), 1790 nucleotides long. RefSeq names its product transcription factor. The coding region runs from base 189 to 1346 and encodes 385 amino acids. Lineage: Eukaryota; Viridiplantae; Streptophyta; Magnoliopsida; Brassicales; Brassicaceae. The transcript has 2 exons. The record is from RefSeq and is marked reviewed.
AUUUGUCACUAAAAAAGAUUUAGAAACAAGACUCUCUUCUUCUUCUUCCUCUAAAUGUUUUGUCCGCCACACGCAUUGUCUCAGUGAUCAGAGUUCUUCGUCUCUCUACUUGAACUCUCAUCUCUAAAACCCUAGACUCUCUCGUCUUCAAUCGUUUUAAAAAGAUUUUUCUUUUGGAAACUGUAGAAAUGGAAGGAAAUUGCUCGCAAGGACGCUUUGAUUCUCAAGUUUCUUCUAUGAGAGAUCUUCGUCCAAAUGCUAUAAAUCAGAAUCAGAAACAACACCAUCCAAAUUCUCGACAAGACUCAGGCUUUAACAAUACUAUGGAUACACGUCACAACAAUGUCGACAGAGGAAAGAAAUCAAUGAGUGAAGAUGAUGAACUAUGUUUGUUAAGUAGUGAUGGUCAAAACAAGUCCAAGGAAAACUCUCCUUGGCAACGUGUGAAAUGGAUGGAUAAGAUGGUGAAGCUAAUGAUAACUGCUCUUUCUUAUAUCGGUGAAGACUCUGGUUCUGAUAAGAAAUUUGCAGUUUUGCAGAAGAAAGGUAAGUGGAGAUCAGUUUCUAAAGUCAUGGAUGAAAGAGGUUAUCAUGUUUCGCCGCAGCAAUGUGAAGAUAAGUUUAAUGAUCUUAAUAAGCGGUAUAAGAAGCUUAAUGAGAUGCUUGGUAGAGGAACUUCUUGUGAGGUUGUUGAGAAUCCUUCACUCUUGGAUAAGAUUGAUUACUUGAAUGAGAAAGAGAAAGAUGAAGUUAGGAGAAUCAUGAGCUCUAAACAUCUUUUCUAUGAAGAGAUGUGUUCUUAUCAUAACGGAAACAGAUUGCAUUUGCCUCAUGACCCUGCGGUACAGAGAUCUCUUCACUUGAUUACGCUUGGAAGCCGUGAUGAUCAUGAUAAUGAUGAACAUGGGAAACACCAAAACGAAGAUCUUGAUGAUGAUGAUGACUAUGAGGAAGAUCAUGAUGGAGCUUUAAGUGACCGUCCUUUGAAGAGGUUAAGACAAAGCCAGAGCCAUGAAGAUGUUGGUCAUCCGAAUAAGGGUUAUGAUGUCCCUUGCUUGCCUCGUUCCCAAGCUGAUGUGAAUCGAGGAAUAUCGCUAGAUAGUAGGAAAGCUGCUGGCUUACAGAGGCAGCAGAUUGAGUCUAAGUCUUUAGAGUUAGAAGGACGAAAGCUUCAGAUUCAAGCGGAGAUGAUGGAACUGGAGAGACAACAAUUCAAGUGGGAGGUGUUUAGUAAGAGAAGAGAGCAGAAGCUUGCGAAAAUGAGAAUGGAAAACGAAAGGAUGAAACUUGAGAAUGAAAGGAUGAGUCUUGAACUGAAACGAAUAGAGUUGGGUGCUAAAUUGUGAAGAGUCUUAGGAAUUAAGGAUCAAAGAAAUUAAUCAGAAAAAGUUGCAACAAUGAUUGGCAAUCUAAUCAGUUGCUUAACUUUGCAGUAGACAUUAUUAUUAGCUAAGGUUUAAAGUUUGAGGUAAGAAAUAUUUUCAUAUUUUCAGAUGUAAUAUUCUUAUAGAAAGUGGUUCUGUUCUCUAUGCUUGAUUAUGUCCUCAUUGUCCUGUAAGUAUCAACGACAGUGACAAGAACUGAGAGUAACUAUUCAAAACUCCAACCUCUAAAUUGGCUCUCUUUAGCCUUGGAGCUUUUAGGUAAUUGAAGAAUCUUUUAUUUUCAUAGGCGGAAAAAGAAACCUAAAGCUUGGGCCAAAAAUGUUGUUUGGGCUAGUAAGAAGAAACAAAUUAGGCCAUGCCAUUAUGCUUAGUUGCUUACUGAUGUAAUACCCACUUGAAUAAAAG